AUAUACAUGUGCAAAGUCAAAAAAAUGUCAUAACUGUAGCUGAGUCCAUCGAAAUAUUAUCAAGAUGGCAAAGUUCGGGGUUCUCGCUUGUCUACUGCUACUGGCAUGCGUGGGCCAGGGUGCAGAACUAUCGCAGUACCAGUUACAAGUUACAAAAAUACAAUACAAUAUUACAUCUAAGAUAUAUGAUGUAAUCGACAUUCUUGAAGAUAAUGUAAAAACAUCAACACUGAAACUAAAUUCUCUCAUCUCAACAUUUGACACUGAUGCUAACACGACGUGCAGCACCGCGAACUCCACUGUUCAAAGUAUUAUCAACAACAUAGACGCUCAGACCGCAGCAUUAAUAAAUGCAGCCACUGAUGUGAACGCUGCUGAAUGUUCCAGCUACUCCAACAACUUCAAGAACGCGGUGACGCUAGUAAAAACCGAAUGCAAUCAAUGCGUUAAUACAAUAAUCGAAAAUGUCGAGGAUCAGAUUACUGCCUUCAAAGCCAAGGUCACGGGGAACCUUUAUCAGCUUAUGGCAGAUAUUAAACAUGCGACAGAAUGUACAAAAGACGUAGGGACAGUAUCAAAAUGUGAGAGUGCGAUUUCCUGUCUACAUAAUAUAAACGAGAAAGCUGUUAAUGAUAUAACACAGAGCCAAGAAGCAUUCGACGUCACCAUUCUUGAUACUAACGCAAGAAUUAACAAUCUUAAAACACUUCUGAAAAAUUGCAAAAAAACCGCAACCAUCAACAAUCUCAACGAACAAACACCCACGGUUAUAAGUAACGUAGAGAUUUGCAUCGCGGAAUUACGCACUGAUGUGACACCACAUGAUCCUGAAAAAUCUGACGAGGACACUGAACUGGCUUGUAAGGAUCCGGCCGAAAAUGCUGAAAACGAAGAUGAUUCAAAGGUGUCUGAGGAAUCUGAGCAAGCUGAGGAAGCUGCAAAUUCCGAAGGAUCUGAGGAAUCUGAGGAAGCUGAGGAAGCUGCAAAAUCCGCAGGAUCUGAGGAAUCUGAGGAAGCUGCAAAUUCCGAAGAAUCUGAGGAAUCUGAGGAAUCUGAGGAAGCUGCAAAAUCCGCAGGAUCUGAGGAAUCUGAGGAAGCUGAGGUAGAUGACGGCACAGAGGAAGCUGCAAAUUCCGAAGGACCUGAGGAAGCUGAGGAAGCUGAGGUAGAUGACGGCACAGAGGAAGCUGCAAAUUCCAAAGGAUCUGAGGAAUCUGAGGAAGCUGCAAAAUCCGCAGGAUCUGAGGAAUCUGAGGAAACUGCAAAUUCCGAAGAAUCUGAGGAAUCUGAGGAAGCUGAGGCAGAUGACGGCACUGAGGAAGCUGCAAAUUCCGAAGGACCUGAGGAAGCUGCAAAUUCAGAAGAAGCUGAGGAAGCUGAGGCAGAUGACGGCACUGAGGAAGCUGCAAAUUCAGAAGAAUCUGAGGAAUGUGAGGAAGAUGAUGAGGUAGAUGACGGCACUGAGGAAGCUGCAAAUUCCGAAGGACCUGAGGAAGCUGAGGAAGCUGAGGCAGAUGACGGCACUGAGGAAGCUGCAAAUUCCGAAGGACCUGAGGAAGCUGAGGAAGCUGAGGCAGAUGACGGCACUGAGGAAGCUGCAAAUUCCGAAGGACCUGAGGAAGCUGAGGAAGCUGAGGCAGAUGAUGGCACUGAGGAAGCUGCAAAAUCCGAAGGAUCUGAGGAAUCUGAGGAAGCUGAGGAAGCUGCAAAAUCCGCAGGAUCUGAGGAAUCUGAGGAAUCUGAGGAAGCUGAGGUAGAUGACGGCACAGAGGAAGCUGCAAAUUCCGAAGGACCUGAGGAAGCUGAGGAAGCUGCAAAUUCCGAAGAAUCUGAGGAAGCUGAGGAAGCUGAGGUAGAUGACGNCACUGAGGAAGCUGCAAAUUCCAAAGGAUCUGAGGAAUCUGAGGAAGCUGCAAAAUCCGCAGGAUCUGAGGAAUCUGAGGAAGCUGCAAAUUCCGAAGAAUCUGAGGAAGCUGAGGAAGCUGAGGUAGAUGACGGUACUGAGGAAGCUGCAAAUUCAGAAGGAUCUGAGGAAGCUGAGGAAGCUGAGGCAGAUGACGGCACUGAGGAAGCUGCAAAUUCCGAAGGACCUGAGGAAGCUGCAAAUUCCGAAGGAUCUGAGGAAGCUGAGGAAGCUGAGGCAGAUGACGGCACUGAGGAAGCUGCAAAUUCCGUAAAAUCUGAGGAAGCUGACGACUCAGAGGAAGCUCCCCCAUGUACGUGAAACGUUUUUGGCAACCGACGUGAUGCUAUUCAAUUUAUUUCAUAGCGCAUUAUAUAUAUAAAUUGGAUUAUUCCUUUAUACCUUUUCGAUAUUUUAUCCAAUCGUACAUAUUCCACAGCAAACCAUCCAUUCUUUGCCAUGUUUGUUGUUUGCCUUUUACCUUAUGUUAGAAUUCUUGUUUUGUUAAAUGUCCCCCUUUAUUUGUGCAGAUCUCCUUGCUGUUUAGCCAUAACUAUGGCGGGUAAUUACAAUUAUUAUGCACAUUGUGCUUAGUCCAUGAACAUAAUAAAUAUCUACCUAUCUCCCAUUAUUUAUGUCAUAUUUAUUAAUGCUGUGAUCCAGUUAAGUGCAAUAUUUAAGUACAGUUUGUCGCAUUUUAAAUGUGUGGAUAAAUAUGAUUUUGUAGGUGGAAUAUGUGGAUAGAGACUACAUUAGUUUCACAACGACAUUUUUUUUAGCAUUAUUGUCAUUCGAUCAAUCUUAUUCGUUGAUAUUUGUAUAUGUAUUAUAACGGGGUGCCCGGCUCGUCCCCGCUAUAAUUAGUUUAUCUACAAUAAAUAUUAGGAGUCCUGAUCGAGAUUCGAACCCGAUACCUUCGGACUGCUAAAUGGAGCACUUACCACUGUGCCACUGAACCCGCUGUCCGACCUGAUAAGUUCUAUUUAUUUAUUUUUUCGGUCAUUCCUAGGUGUACCCCCCUCCAGCUCUGUAACGCCACGUUACAGUAUAUACGAAACUAUAUUACGUUGGUUCCAAACGAAUAUAAGGGUACAUAAUAUAGAACCAUUACUUUUAUCACACCAGUUAUUAAGUCUUAUUCGUGUCUCUCUUAAAGAAAUAAAUCUUAUCUUACCUUUUAUCUGCUUUACAGCGUUAACAGCUGUUAAUAAAUCGUAUAUUAUAACAUCA
Messenger RNA from Cephus cinctus (wheat stem sawfly), 3133 nucleotides. RefSeq names its product retinitis pigmentosa 1-like 1 protein. NCBI's taxonomy places the organism in Eukaryota, Metazoa, Arthropoda, Insecta, Hymenoptera, Cephidae. The record is from RefSeq and is a predicted model, not a curated record. Bases 65 to 2224 code for a protein of 719 amino acids. The transcript has 8 exons.